Molecule: messenger RNA, 1797 nt
Organism: Liolophura sinensis
Lineage: Eukaryota; Metazoa; Mollusca; Polyplacophora; Chitonida; Chitonidae
Product: myb-binding protein 1A-like protein
Exons: 16
Coding region: 1-1797 (598 amino acids)
Biological process (GO): regulation of DNA-templated transcription
Cellular component (GO): nucleolus
Molecular function (GO): RNA binding; transcription corepressor activity; transcription factor binding
Source: RefSeq, a predicted model, not a curated record
AUGUUUUAUUUCUUUCCUGUCUCUCCAGCCGAGCUAUUCCAGCCAGAAAAGAGGAAGCUGAAUUACCUGGGAUUGUUUUAUCUGAAAUCUGUCAUACCGGCCAUAACCACAACAACACAGUUUGUGGAGGUUUUCUCCCAUGGUGUUUCUCAGUGUGUGUUGCGAAAUCUCUUCUCUAAGCACGGAGGUUUAUGGGAAAUCACCAAGUCUGUGGGAGACAGUAUCGUAACCUUGGCAGCUACCAGUCAAGAUGGCCACCUUCAGUCUGCCAUUCUCCGUCACCUGUUGUGUUUGAGCAUCCGCUAUGCUCAAGCUCAGUUCUUUCUGGCAAUCAUUAAAAAGUUGAACCCAGAGGGGGCCAGCAUGUUUUCCUGUGACCUCAUGAAGCUGUUGAUCGGUGAAAAACUCAGGAAGGAUGUGUCUUUCACUCAAGACUCCAUUAGGAAGUGGGCAGCACUACAGCUCAGAUUUCUGGUCUCUAAGCCUGCUCUGGUUGUUGACAAUAACCAGUUACUCAGCAUUCUCCAGUUCUUGUGUCUUCAUUCCUUCUUCACUGUCAACUCAUCUGCUGAUCAAUUGAAACAUGUGAAUGGCCCAGUGCCUCAGCCACUGUUAGACCCUGUUAGAAUUUGUGUACAGGAUUGCUUCUUUGGUGCGAUCAACAACCUUAAUAUUCCAGUUUCAGAGAAAUCUCAGAGAAGAGACUUGAGCACCUACCUGCAGGUUUUGUACAAAUUAACGAGGUAUGCUCAAUCUCUGCUGGCUGCAGACGCUGUCUCGACGGUUAAGGAACUUCCUGAACAGGUUGUUGAGGAACUGGAGAUGGCACUGGACACAGUACAGAAGAUACAAGCAAAGAAAACAUCUAGCACCCCUGACAGCCAGGCCUUCCAGAUGCUGUAUCUCCAUCUCAGUCUCCAGCUGCUGGCAGAACCCAAAGAUGCCUUGGAAAUCUUAAAGGAUCUUCACAUUUGUUUUGAAAAAUCUCAGAAAAAGGUCAAGAAAUCCAGCAAAAAUAAGGAAGGGGAUGACCUAGCGUGGAUUGAGGUGCUCACAGAGUUACUCAUCAGCAUGAUGUCACAGGAGUCCCGACUCACGAGGAGCGUAUCCAGAAUUGUGUUUCGUCUUCUAUCCCAACAUGUCACCAAAAAUGCCCUUGAUCUUAUCAUUAAUGUGCUCCAUACCACAGAUGAUGAGGGUGAGGAAGGACCAAUCACAUUUGAGGAUGAAGAUGCUGAUAGCAAUGAAGAAGAUGAUGACAAACAGGAUGACACAACUGUAAAUGGUAACCAUGACAAGAAUGGUAAUCAUGACAAUCAUGGUGAUGAUGAUGUCAGCGAAGAUGAUGAUGAUGUUGACAUGGGUGAUGACAGUGGUGAAGAUGUUGAUGUUGAUCAUUUGAGACAGACGGUCAAGGCAGCGCUAGGCCCAGCAGCUGCUGAGUCGGACAAAGAUGAGGAAAGUGAUGAGGAGAUGGGAGAUGAAGAGAUGUUCAGGAUUGAUGAUACUCUGUCUGAAGCAUUCAAAAGUAUGCAACGAGGCAAAACAAAGGAGAUGAAAAAACGCAAACAACAGUUGCUGAAAUUCAAGUUACGAACUGUGGAUCUUGUGGAGACAUUUGUGAAAAGUCAACCUCCAGCUGGGCUGCUUGUGCACCUGGUAGGUCCUAUGUUAGACCUGAUGGAGUCUGGGUACAGGCACAAGGAAGAGUCAUCCUUGGGGAAGAGGGCUGCUACAGUUCUACACCACAUCCUCAAGUUACGGAAGGUGAGGCCACACUUGGGGGGCAAUGCCUGA